AUGUCACUGCUUCUCUUUCAGCUGUUAGUGCUCUCGUGUGUUGGAGCCACAGAGCCAGAUGGAGAUUCACCACAAAAGAAAAUCAGAAGGACAUUUCAGCACCUCCUCUAUCUGGACAAAACACUGCUUGAAAGUCAGAAUUUUCAUGAGCUGGCAGGAGAAAACCCUGUAGGUGUCGAGGAAACCCCAGGAGAACCAAGCUUUUUUGUAGCAAUUCCACAGACAGCAUUUAAAACUGAGAAGCAAAAGGACAAAAAAAUGUCCAGAUUCAUCCUUCCUGAUACAAAACUCCAUGUAGAGCAAGGCCUGAGAACCUGGGCAGCACCCAGAGAGAUCUCUUCUCUGGAAAACCUCUCUCCACCCCCUUUUUCCAGCAAGAGGGAGGCUGAACCUUCCUAUAGAAGAGAUGCCAAGAAAUUCUGGGAUCACUUCAUGUUAAAGAAAAAUUCAGCAUCUGAAGAGGUUGUCCUGCCAAUCAAGACCAAUGAAAUGCACCAACAAAACUGCAGAACCCUGCCUUUUUCCCAGGGUGUUACUCAUGAGAGCUGUGAGAAGGUGAUGGUGCAGAAUAAUCUGUGCUUUGGAAAAUGUAGUUCCUUCCAUGCUCCUGGUUCAGAAGAUCAUCUUCAUACAUUUUGUUCUCAUUGCUUGCCCAGCAAGUUCUCCAUGAAGCGCCUGGAUCUCAACUGCGCUGGUUCUGUUCCAGUGGUCAAAGAAGUCAUGAUUGUGGAAGAGUGUAAAUGUGAGACUCAGAAGAUUAAAGGCCCUGCAACUGGAUCUCUACGAUCAGACUUGCAUGCAAAUGUACAUCAGCACUAUUAA
This is a messenger RNA of Melopsittacus undulatus (budgerigar), 822 nucleotides long. It is a transcript of the gene CER1, whose product is annotated as cerberus 1, DAN family BMP antagonist. The coding region runs from base 1 to 822 and encodes 273 amino acids. Lineage: Eukaryota; Metazoa; Chordata; Aves; Psittaciformes; Psittaculidae. The record is from RefSeq and is a predicted model, not a curated record. The transcript is spliced from 2 exons.